This is a messenger RNA of Emys orbicularis (European pond turtle), 993 nucleotides long. It is a transcript of the gene PDLIM4, whose product is annotated as PDZ and LIM domain 4. The transcript is spliced from 7 exons. The record is from RefSeq and is a predicted model, not a curated record. Gene Ontology annotation, biological process: heart development; muscle structure development; actin cytoskeleton organization. Gene Ontology annotation, cellular component: filamentous actin; Z disc; adherens junction. Bases 1 to 993 code for a protein of 330 amino acids. Lineage: Eukaryota; Metazoa; Chordata; Testudines; Emydidae. Gene Ontology annotation, molecular function: actin binding; muscle alpha-actinin binding.
AUGUCCCAGACAGUGGCACUGACCGGCCCCUCGCCUUGGGGCUUCCGGCUGGUGGGGGGCAAGGACUUCAGCACCCCGCUGACCAUCUCCAGGAUUAAUCCUGGGAGUAAGGCAGCCAUGGCUAACCUGUGCCCCGGAGAUAUUAUUCUGGCAAUUAAUGGAGAGAGCACAGAAAAUAUGACUCAUCUAGAAGCACAAAACAAGAUCAAAGCAUGUAUGGACCAGCUGAUGCUAUCUGUGAACAGGGCUGAAGGCAAGACUUGGUCUCCUAAUAUUCUAGAAGAUGGAAAAGCACAAGCUUACCGGAUCAACAUAGAGUCAGAAUCACAGGAUAAUGGGCCCACUCAGAGCCGAAGACCAGUGCCCUAUGCUCCCGGAGGGAGCCCCACUGACAACAAACAGAUGUUGAACUUACAGUACAAUAAUCCAACGCGACUCUAUCCAAAUAACAAUGUCGAAUCCAGUUUGCCAGCACAGAUGAGUGGUCUCCAUAUUGCUUCGCCACACAGUGCCGACCCUUUAAAACCUCUCCCGAGAAGCAGAAAUGGGAUUGACAUGGAGUCAGAUGUGUACAAGAUGCUCCAGGAUUAUGAAAAGCCAGCUUCAGAGCCUAAGCAGUCUGGAUCGUUCCGGUAUUUGCAGGGCAUGUUAGAAGCCGGAGAGAAUGGUGAAAAACUCGACCGACUCACUGGCCCAAGAAGCAUCAAAUCUCCAGUAUCAAAACUUGGUGGUGCCAUGUCUGGAUUGCAGAUGCUUCCUGAGUGCACCAGAUGUGGAAAUGGGAUCGUAGGGACCAUUGUCAAAGCUCGGGACAAGCUCUACCACCCAGAAUGUUUCAUGUGCAAUGACUGUGGCCUAAACCUGAAGCAGAGGGGAUAUUUCUUCAUCGAGGAGCAGCUGUACUGCGAAACGCACGCAAAGGAAAGGGUUAAGCCCCCCGAAGGAUAUGAUGUUGUCGCUGUUUAUCCAAACGCAAAAGUCGAACUUGUCUAA